AUGGGAUACACUCUAGUUAAUCUAGUAAAUGAAUAUGCAGCCUAUAAACUACAAGAUUCCAAGGAGACAUCAAGUUCAAGUGAAUUAUGGAAACAAUUUGAUGUAGUUGUUAAACAGUUAAAAAAAUCAACUCAAUCCAAACUCAAACAAAAAGAAACACAAACUGUUCGACAUCGGAAACUGAAUAAGAAAACCAAAAAUCGGAAAUUGUGUGCGUCAGUCUUGGACAUCAAAGAAACAAGUGAUGAAGGAUGGGUAUCUGACAAUAGCCCGCUUGAUGUAGUCACAGAGGAAACAGUGCAUAGUGAUGAUUCAGAUGAUGAUGAAAUUGGGCAAGGCUAA
Molecule: messenger RNA, 342 nt
Organism: Lottia gigantea (owl limpet)
Lineage: Eukaryota; Metazoa; Mollusca; Gastropoda; Lottiidae
Exons: 2
Coding region: 1-342 (113 amino acids)
Source: RefSeq, a predicted model, not a curated record